Messenger RNA from Oryza sativa Japonica Group (Japanese rice), 2778 nucleotides. RefSeq names its product CSC1-like protein At1g32090. The record is from RefSeq and is a predicted model, not a curated record. Gene Ontology annotation, molecular function: calcium-activated cation channel activity. Lineage: Eukaryota; Viridiplantae; Streptophyta; Magnoliopsida; Poales; Poaceae. Gene Ontology annotation, cellular component: plasma membrane.
UAGUAGGCUGUAGCUGGCCUGCACUGCACGCCUGGAGUCGUGCAGCCAGAAAGGCAAGGCUGCACACUUGCUGCCGCUCUCGCCUCCCCAUACUCAGUACAGUAGCUAGGAAGAAGGCAAGGGAAGGGCAUGGCGACGCUGCCGGACCUGGGUGUGUCCGCCUUCAUCAACAUCUUGGGCGCCUUCGUCUUCCUCCUCAUCUUCGCCGCCCUCCGCCUCCAGCCCAUCAACGACCGCGUCUACUUCCCCAAGCUCUACCUCACUGGCCAGCGACGCCACCACCCUCACCCUCAUGGCUUCGUCAACCUCGACCUCUGCUCCUACCUCCGCUUCCUCGCCUGGGUCCCCGGCGCCCUCCGCAUGUCCCAGCCCGACCUCAUCCACCACGCCGGCCUCGACUCCGCCGUCUACCUCCGAAUCUACACGCUCGGCCUCAAGAUAUUUUUGCCCAUCAUGACUGUCGCCUUGCUGGUUCUUAUUCCAGUUAAUGUCUCUGGUGGCACGUUACUUAAUUUACGAAAAGAAAUUGUCUUUAGUGAUAUUGAUAAGCUUUCCAUAUCAAAUGUCAACCCUGGAUCCAACAGGUUCUUUAUCCAUCUAUUAAUGGCAUAUGUGUUCACUUUUUGGACUUGCUUUAUGCUAUACAAAGAGUAUAGCAAUGUGGCAUUUAUGAGAUUGCACUUCCUGGCUUCUCAGAAGCGUUGUGCUGAUCAGUUCACUGUGAUUGUUAGAAACAUACCUCAUGUUUCAAGCCAUUCAACAUCUGAAACAGUGGAUGAAUUCUUCCGUAGGAAUCAUCCAGACCACUAUCUUGGUCAGCAGGCUGUUUAUAACGCAAACAGGUAUGCUAAACUUGUGAAGAAAAAAGAGAGGCUUCAAAACUGGUUGGAUUACUACCAGCUGAAGUUUGAAAGGCAUCCUGGAAAAAGACCAAUUGGAAGGACAGGGUGCCUUGGUUUCUGCGGUAGAGAAGUGGAUCAAAUCGACUAUUACCGUGCUAGAAUCAGCGAGCUUGAUAAGAAGCUUGCAUCUGAGCGUCAAAGAGUUCUCAAUGACCCAAAAGCUGUUAUGCCAGUUGCUUUUGUGACAUUUGACUCGAGAUGGGGAGCUGCUGUAUGUGCACAGACACAACAGUCAAAGAAUCCUACCCAAUGGCUAACUGAUUGGGCUCCUGAACCGCGGGAUGUAUAUUGGCAGAAUCUUGCCAUUCCAUUUUUCUCUCUCAGUAUCCGCAAGUUCCUGAUAUCCAUUGCAGUUUUUGCUCUGGUGUUCUUCUACAUGAUACCUAUAGCUUUUGUGCAAUCACUUGCCAAUCUUGAGGGUAUUGAAAAAGUUGCACCUUUCCUAAGGCCUGUGAUAGACACACCAGUGGUGAAAUCCUUCCUGCAGGGUUUCCUUCCGGGUUUGGCUUUGAAGAUUUUUCUGUAUAUCCUCCCAACGGUUUUGAUGAUUAUGUCAAAGGUUGAAGGUUAUGUGUCUUUAUCAUCUCUGGAAAGGAGGGCUGCUUCAAAAUAUUACUACUUCAUGCUGGUGAAUGUAUUUCUUGGAAGCAUAAUCGCUGGCACAGCUUUUGAACAGCUAAAUGCAUUUUUCCAUCAGCCACCUUCACAAAUACCAAGGACCAUUGGAGUAGCUAUACCAAUGAAAGCUACAUUUUUUAUGACAUACAUAAUGGUUGACGGGUGGGCUGGCAUCGCGAACGAGAUUCUUCGAGUGAAGCCGCUGGUGAUAUACCACCUGAAGAACAUGUUUAUUGUGAAGACGGAGCGGGACAGGGAGAGGGCAAUGGAUCCGGGCAGCAUUGGGCUUGCAGAGAACCUCCCAUCACUGCAGCUGUAUUUUCUUCUUGGGCUUGUGUAUGCUGUGGUCACCCCCAUUCUCCUCCCUUUCAUUAUCAUCUUCUUUGCCUUCGCUUUCCUCGUGUACAGACACCAGAUCAUCAACGUGUACAACCAAGAAUACGAGAGUGCUGCUGCGUUUUGGCCUCAGGUGCACUCUCGCAUAAUAGCGAGCUUGCUGAUCUCGCAUGUAACUCUGUUUGGGCUGAUGAGCACCAUGAAGGCUGCCUACUCCACCCCGCUGCUUAUCUUUCUGCCACUCCUCACCAUAUGGUUCCACAAGUACUGCAAGAGCCGUUUCGAGCCUGCUUUCCGCAAGUACCCUCUAGAGGAAGCGAUGGAGAAGGACAAUCUGGAGCGCACGUCGGAGCCAAACCUGAACCUCAAAUCGUACCUGCAGAACGCUUACCUGCACCCCAUUUUCCACAUGUUUGAGCAGCAGCAGCAGCAGGAGCAGGAGCAGCAACGGGAGGAGAAGGUAGAGGUGCGAAUCGACAAGGCGCAGCAACAUCAUCAUCGGCAGGUAGAGGAGGAAGAGGAGGAGAGCAAGAGCAGCCAGGCUACAACACACUACUACCACCAUCACCAUGAGCAGACCACAACGACGACACACCACCAUUACCAUCAGCAUGAGCAUAUGAGCCACUACCACAUGGGCCCCUCCGACACAGCUGACUCACCCUCGCCGCCGCACUUUGUCUACCAUUAUGGCGUCGACCCUUGAUAAUCGCCCAGAUAGUCUCUUAGCUUCUGAAUCACUAGAUUGUUUGUUCUUUUGUUUUUUCCUUUUGUCAAUUGGGGGUGAUAUUUUUAUUCCUCUAAUUAACGACCGACUGGCUGCUGAUAAUUAUUUAAUGAUCUGUUGUAAAUGCGAAUAUGUGAGUUGAUUGAGUGUGUAUAUGCACGUAAAUCGGAAAAAUUCCAAUUUGACUCCCUCGAA